Thlaspi arvense is the source of this 1120-nucleotide messenger RNA. The record is from the annotation of a GenBank genome assembly. NCBI's taxonomy places the organism in Eukaryota, Viridiplantae, Streptophyta, Magnoliopsida, Brassicales, Brassicaceae.
CUCUGAUAAACUUUUUUCUUCUUGCAUUUGAUCAGAUGGAGAGAUUAGAUGGUGCAAGAAGAGUCCAAAGAUGGAGAAUCUCCAUGAAAUCUCUCCUUUGUUCAAUGUUCUGUACUGUGAUGGCCGUGAGAUUAAGAAAAGUCCCUAGAUGGGAAAAUAUGGAUAGAGAUAUUUUGGCAAAGAUUUUCGAGAAGCUCAACGUAAUAGAUGUUACCAUGGGAGUAUCACGCGUCUGCAUCUCUUGGUUCCUUGUCUCUCACCAAAAAUCUCUAUUGAAAACCAUCGAACUUGCCUAUCUCCAACAUGUCGACCUUAACCAUCCUCGACUGAAACACUCGCGGGUUUUGAUUGAAAUCGCCAAAUUUUGCAGUACCGUACCAACCGGUUUGUUCUUCAACAUCUAUUCUUGCGUGGAAGAUAAGGAUCUCAUCAUCGCUGCUGAGAGGAUACCAAAUAUCAAAAAAAUUGCCUUGCCGCGAUGGGGAAAUGUAAGAGACGAUGCAUAGAUUAAGUCAAUGGAAGAACCUUCACACAUUAAUCAUCUCUCCAGCCUUUUACGUGAACGAGAGAAUCAAGUUUAAACUCGUUUCAGAAAACUGCAUCAAUCUCACAAACCUGAAACUUUUGGGUUACGUAGACGAAUCUUUAGCUAUAGGACUCGUGCGUUACCUCCCUACGAUCAAGAGGCUGAGUAUGCGAUGUUGUAUUAUCGAAAAUAUUAAAGAAGUUUCAGUCCGCCCGCAUCAUAAGCCUCCAAAACCUAGCGUUCCUUAAUCUCUCACAUUGCAAAUUCAAAGGAAGAUUUACCGAUCCAAUGUUGGGCAUGGUACUUGAGGACAGUCUUGUAGAUGCUUUCACUCAGAAGAUUGACACAUUUAUCAUGUGUUCGAAAGUCGGUUGCUGGAUAUGCGAAGAUCCAUGUCACUACUCGUUUGCUUUUUACGAUAAGCAUUGGCGAAAUGAUGAGAUAAAGGAACUUGAAUUCUGAAAUGUUGAAAAGCUAUUCUUGUUUGUUUUAACAAGUCCUCGGAUUCUAUUUCACAUAUUACAUAUAAACCACUGUCAUUACAGUAUUUGUAUAAAUCAAUUUUCAUAUCAAAAAGUCUUCAUUUAAGUCUUU